Messenger RNA from Dentiscutata heterogama, 516 nucleotides. The record is from the annotation of a GenBank genome assembly. Lineage: Eukaryota; Fungi; Glomeromycota; Glomeromycetes; Diversisporales; Gigasporaceae.
AUGAAUAUGAUACAAAUGAAAGAUAUGAGUAGUAGUAGUAAUUUUACUACUACUGCCGUUUCACCUCAAGAACAACGUUUGUGGGUAAAAAGGCCGGGUGGUGUUCCUGACAUGACUCCCGAAUUUUUCUUGAACUUAGAAGAGCAAGGCUUCCUAACCCGUGAUAGUGGCAGUAUCGCGGUUUUUCGCUCUGGUGCCCCACAUGUUGAUUAUUUUUUGACGAUAUUAUCUGUGCAACAACAUGAUUGUAAAUGGGAAGGUUUUGUUAUGAACCGUGUGCUAUUUUUAAAGGGCCACGGUUUAAAUGUGGUGGAAUUGAAAGAGAGGUUUGUGGCCAUCCUGGAGCUUGCGGAAGAAUGCUUAAAAUGCAAUUCUUUAGUUGUUUGUCUCGACAAAAAAUGUCCUCAUUUAUCUACACUCAUUCGUAGUUUCUUAUAUGUGGGCUUCGAAUUGGUAUUACCUGGAACUUUUAAUCACAAUUCCAGUGAUUUUCUUCUCGUUGGCAUGGAAUUGUGA